UUCCUACACUUAAAGCCAGCAUAAUUGGUCAUGUCAUCAAAAGCAGCAACGCCAGAACUCAAAAAGUAUGUCCAAUGAAAGAGAAAAAAUGGCGAUUGAGGAAGAUUCAUGCUCGGUAUCGUCAUGUAUCAUAUUUAAUAGGCGGCAGUGGAUGAUUAGCGUUACAAUGACUGAACUGCAUGAGACAGAACUCAACUGGCUCUUCAGCCGUUCAUUGAACGAUCUUCAAAUGAACACCAAGCGGGUAGAUUAUACUCAACUAUCACCGUAUGGAUAAUGGAUAGCUUAAUAAUAUCAUACUCUCGCUUGGAAAUCCUCUUUGUGGACGAAAAUAGAUAUAUGGACAAGCGCGUCUUUGUUCAGCUAAAUGGCGCCAGGAAAGUCACGGGCGUUCUGCGUGGGUACGACCCUUUCAUGAACCUAGUUUUAGACGAGGCAGUUGAGGAAACAAAUCCUUCAGAAAAAACCUCGAUUGGUAUGGUGGUUCUUCGUGGAAACAGCGUGGUAGUCAUGGAAGCAUUGGAUCGGAUUGGAAACUAGUUGGAAAGAGUAUAGCAUCCGACUAUAAGCAAAGUACUUUUCGUCACCUAUCAAAUAAAGAUUUAUACAUGAAAGGUCAAAG
This is a messenger RNA of Lobosporangium transversale, 622 nucleotides long. RefSeq lists its product as hypothetical. The transcript has 2 exons. Gene Ontology annotation, biological process: spliceosomal snRNP assembly; mRNA splicing, via spliceosome. The coding region runs from base 277 to 540 and encodes 87 amino acids. The record is from RefSeq and is a predicted model, not a curated record. Gene Ontology annotation, molecular function: RNA binding. NCBI's taxonomy places the organism in Eukaryota, Fungi, Mortierellomycota, Mortierellomycetes, Mortierellales, Mortierellaceae. Gene Ontology annotation, cellular component: U1 snRNP; U2-type prespliceosome; P granule.